UAUUGAUUAACGGAAACGGCUCCUAAUUAAUUUCGGAGAGAGGGGUUCACAUUCUAGAGAGGGAGAGAGAUGUCAGCUGGUGCUGCUGGUUCUUCUUCAAGAGUCGUGAGAGCAGCGGCCGACAAGGCGGGAACGGCCGUCCGGCGACAAGUGCUAACCCUGUCGGACGCGGCGGCCUCUAGAAUACGCCACCUUCUGCAGCAGCGGCAACGCCCUUUCCUCAAGCUCGGCGUCAAGGCUCGCGGUUGCAACGGCUUAUCCUAUACCCUCAACUAUGCAGAUGAAAAAGGGAAGUUUGAUGAGUUGGUACAGGACAAGGGUGUGAAGAUAUUAAUCGAUCCAAAGGCUCUCAUGCAUGUCAUAGGAACCAAGAUGGAUUUUGUGGAUGACAAACUCAGAUCUGAGUUUAUAUUUAUCAAUCCUAACUUGAAAGGGCAAUGUGGCUGUGGAGAGUCUUUCAUGACAACAAGCAGUGCAGAAGCAGCAAAACCUGGUCGUAGUUCAGGAUCAUAAAUCACGACAAAAGUUGUAUUUACUGAUAUGUAAGAUUCCAAGAAAUUGCUGUACAUGCCUCCAAAGUUCAAGUUUACUUGUGUCUUGUUUGUUGGGUGAUGUUUCAUAGACUAUUACUGACAGAUCUCACUGCUGUGAAAUGAAGUCGCGGAGAGAAGUUAGAGGCUAGAUCCAAUCUAUUUGCAUGAUAGGUUUUGAGAGACACCGAAAAUACCAUAACUAAGUAUGUAGGUUGUUGGAAUCUUGGACAUUUGUCUCUUCCUUUUCAUCUUGCCAUGUACAUGUCUUGAUUUUUAUAAGCUGGAACGGAUGGCUAUGUGAAUAUGAGGAAUAAAAUUUGCUUCUCCAUUUGAGUUC
This is a messenger RNA of Rhododendron vialii, 870 nucleotides long. Its product is annotated as iron-sulfur assembly protein IscA-like 1, mitochondrial. Gene Ontology annotation, molecular function: 2 iron, 2 sulfur cluster binding. NCBI's taxonomy places the organism in Eukaryota, Viridiplantae, Streptophyta, Magnoliopsida, Ericales, Ericaceae. The record is from RefSeq and is a predicted model, not a curated record. The transcript is spliced from 3 exons. Gene Ontology annotation, biological process: iron-sulfur cluster assembly. Bases 70 to 513 code for a protein of 147 amino acids. Gene Ontology annotation, cellular component: cytoplasm; mitochondrion.